CUACACGAAAGAAACGAAGCAUCGAAGCAGGGUCUCAUAUAACCAGGAAUUCAUAAAAAUUACGCUUUAUAUCAACAACAAAACUACAUAGAUAUGGAUGCGAUUUGUUCUCAGUUACUAUAUUCCGUGAGUUUUCUACUUCUUGUUUAUCGUAGCGAAUCAAUCUCAAGUAAUUGUUAUGGGACACACUACAAAAUCAUAAACGAUCUACGUCGAAGCACAGGCUACGUGUCAAAUAAUUCUAAAGCGUAUCUUUGCGAUAGACAGCUGUUGGAGAACAACGCUUGGUAUCGAUUUUCUAUGGACAGUGAGGGAAAAAUGCCUACGACGAAACCAAAGGUCGGAAGUUGUGGAACUUAUAUUCCUAUGUGGAUGAAUGGCAUCCAUCCCACUAUCCACGAUGGCAUUGUUCUAAGGAAAGUAUGUGCAAAUUUGCCGCACGUUUAUCCAUUUGGUUGCGGUUAUUCCCUCAGAAUACGUGUUCGUAAUUGUAGUGGAUACUACAUAUACCAGCUGAAGGAUCCUAAAAAAUGUUUUCUUGCGUAUUGUGCAGGUUCGAAGGUACCUAAUUGCACAAAUACAGAUCCCCAUGGAAGCUGCAUUGCCAAUCGAGCUCCGUAUAUCACUAUGCCUGGUCGUUUCUACGCUUUCGAAAAGAGCGAAUUCCAACUAUCGAUUAAUGCUACUGACCCUGAAGGAUAUAAAUGGAAGUACGAAUAUCUGCCGAAUGCAACAGUUGAUAUAUCAAAAGAUAUGGAGAAAAAAAUUGUUAGAAUUUUUGUGAAUAGAACUGGAGGAUUUUCAUUACGAGUAACAGAUGGUGAAGGGCUUGCAAGCAGUGUCCACACAAUCGAAAUUGUCGCCUUACCGUGCUUGUGCCAGAAUGGAGGUAAAUGCCAAGGAAAGAAAAAUGUGUCAACAGUGCGUGUUGAUUUUGCAAGUUUCAAAUGUGGUUGUGUGAAACCGUAUACGGGGGUGUUGUGCGAAAUUAGCCCAUGCGAUAACCUGCCAUGUUUUCGUGGGGUAAAUUGUUCGGUAACAGGCGACAGGUACAAGUGCGGGAAGUGUCCUUCGAAAUUUGAAGGUGAUGGUGAAGACUGUCAGCUUAUUUUACCGGAUGGCAUCACUCUUGUUGAGGCGGAGUUGGUUAUCGUUUCCGGAUUGAAGUGGAAUGCUGUACUUUCAAACAAAACUACGCAGUUUUACAAACGUAUAGCAGAAGAAAUCGAAACCCAGAUUAAAAAAGCCUAUAGAGAUGCCGAAGACUUUUGGAGUGUGAUUGUCGUGUGCUUUCGCAAGGGAAGUGUUGUGGUUGAGUUUCAACUUCAUUUCAAGAAGGAAAAAGAUGAUCCGCUAAAGCCAUUAAGAUCUUUUGUGCAAAACGAUUUUGGCUCAUUUAAAGUAGCACCCAACAGCAUUAAAGAGAAAUAUUCAUUCGAGGUGGAUGGAAAAUUUCAUGUGAAAUCUGGUUUAGAAUGGAAGGAUGAUCUUUUGCAUAAAAAUUCUUCGUAUUUCAAAACUAUGGCGUUUAAAAUUGCCCAUGAGAUUGAUAAAAUUUAUGCUGAUGAGAAAUAUUUUGUGUACAUCUUUGUCAUUGGUUUCCGCAAAGAAAAUGCAGCUGUGAAAUUUAGACUUGUAUGGCGAAAGAAAGUCAAGAACCCUCUAGAAAGACUGCAAAAUGAAAUAAAAGAUGGAAAACUGGGACCAUUUGAAAUUGACGUACAUAGCGUUAAAGAAAAGACCACCUCCAAACCCUCCUAUGAAAGGUCGCCAUUCGGGAUGCCUAAAGCUUGGUUUAUCGUCAUUAUGUGUUUAUUGUCAGUCCUGGUUAUUGCCUCCAUCGCUGCCUGUGUUCUUUGCAUCAAAAGGAAGACAUUCAAUAUCUUUGUGGUGACUCAGCAAGAUGAUCACCGUGAGAUCUGCCCUAAUAAUAGCAACGAUGGCUCCAGCAUUCAACUGAAAACACGUCCUUCACGCAAUCAAGUCGUGGAUCUUGGAAUUGAUGGGAAAAAUGCCUGGUGAAUUUUUAUUCAUUUUCGUUGACAGUACAUAACUCGAAGCGAACUUGCUGUUUUGCAGUUUAUUGCUGUCUUGGCAUAACUUAUUUACAUGCAUGGUUUCGCUAAACAUAUACAUAAUAUAUAUAAAAUAGUGCGAUGAUCCGUGACCAAAAAGGGGAACAAUUUCAACUCGCGCUAAAGUGCCAACCAUUCAGUUUGCAUACAACCCGAGUUAUCUUUAAUUUUGAAAUAAUCUAUAAUAAAAAAGUAGCUAGUAUAGUGAGACUAUUAUAGCUAAUGAAAUGUUUCAAGUUUGAAAGUAAUUAUUACGCUUUUUAGUUUGUUUUUGUCGAGUGACAAAAACUGAAACGACAUUUAAAUAGUAUGUAUUAGCGUAUACUUAUAGUCUAUUGUUCAUGGUUAAGAUUUGUUUCUUGUUGAAGUCUGCAAUCAAUCGAAAUACGUCAUGUCUUAAGGUGGCUCGAUACAGUUUUCAAAAAUUCCAUUGUUCAUCACUUUGACACGUUCAAACGACGCAUUUUUAUGAUUUAUUCCAGAGAUACUGCAUGGGUUUUUUAUCUAUUUUGAUGUCUCUACUUUUAAAUCGUAUUAGUUUUAGUAACAGAUCGUCCGUUGCUAU
This is a messenger RNA of Dendronephthya gigantea, 2640 nucleotides long. RefSeq lists its product as uncharacterized. Bases 94 to 2022 code for a protein of 642 amino acids. Lineage: Eukaryota; Metazoa; Cnidaria; Anthozoa; Malacalcyonacea; Nephtheidae. The transcript is spliced from 11 exons. The record is from RefSeq and is a predicted model, not a curated record.